AUGGCUUCCAAUUGUGACGUGCAGGAGCGUACGAGCAGUGUUAAAAAACAAAAAAUCGAAUGUAGUUCCUCUGGCACGUUAGAAAAUAACAUUAAAAUGGAUGUAAAUUUAUUUUCAGAUAAAUUUUCAACUUCUUCGGAAAUUUUAAAAGAAAGUGUUCAAGAAAACAGAAUCGCACCAUUAAGUACGGAACAAGUAUUAAAUGGUGGAGAUUCUGGUUUUAGUGAAAUUGAAAUGACUUCUUCGACAGAGGUUUUAUCUGAAAAUGCUAGAUUACAGUCAUUUGAAAAUGACAUUCAAUCUCCAGUUCCAGGUUCAUCAACUUUCGAUUCAAGUAUGGAAAUACGAGAUGAAUUAAAUGACAACGAUGACAUUUCAUCAACAAUAUCUGACCUCUCCGGUAUAUCCGAUUUGAGUGGGCAAGAUUGGAAGCCGACUUCUGGGCCAAUGUCUUGGAUUCAUCAUCAAAUGGCAAAUGGUGCUGAUCCGAGAGAUUUAUUAUUUCAAUUAGUGCAAGAUAAAGCAGCUAUUGCUGCUCUUCCAUCUGGAAAAGAUGAUUUUACUUUGUGGAAGAUUAUUAUAAGUAUGCUAAGUGAGCCUCCGAGAAGAAAAAAAUUAUCGACAAUUAACACGCUAGAGGAUGCUGUUAAUCUGAUAAAAACAAGUCAAAAUAUAAUGGUUUUAACUGGGGCAGGAGUUUCAGUUUCGUGUGGAAUUCCUGAUUUCAGAUCCAGAAAUGGAAUUUAUUCCAGGCUAGCUGUCGAUUUCCCCGAUCUUCCAGAUCCCCAAGCCAUGUUCGACAUACAAUAUUUCAAUAAAGAUCCAAGGCCAUUUUUUAAAUUUGCUCGGGAUAUUUAUCCAGGGCAAUUCAAACCAUCACCAUGUCAUAGAUUUAUUCGCGCUUUGGAACAAAAAGGAAAACUUUUAAGGAAUUAUACGCAAAAUAUUGACACACUUGAACAAGUCGCUGGUAUCGAAAAAGUCAUACAGUGUCACGGUUCCUUUGCAACAGCAUCAUGCACAAGAUGCAAAAGAAAAGUUCAAGCAGACGAUAUACGAGAAGAUGUUUUCGCUCAAAAAAUUCCUAUAUGUGUAACGUGCGAGCAAGACAAUUUGCCAGGCCUGAAUACUCAGGAUAAAUUAGAUUAUAGAGAUCUAGUAUGUAGAGGAAUUAUGAAACCGGAUAUAACUUUUUUUGGCGAAGGUCUUCCAGAAGAUUUUCAUGAAGCCAUGGCUGGAGACAAAGACAAAUGCGAUUUGUUAAUUGUGAUAGGCUCUUCUUUAAAAGUUAGGCCAGUUGCUCUUAUUCCUAGUUCUAUACCGGCGUCAGUUCCACAAAUUCUUAUUAAUCUAGAACCUUUGCCACAUUUAAAUUUCGAUGUGGAAUUGUUGGGAGAAAGUGAUGUGAUAGUUGAUCACAUUUGUCGGCUGCUCGGUGAGGAAUGGGAAGAACUUUGUUGGAGAGAUGGCAAAUUAGUAGAAGCCACAGAACUUCUUCCCGUUUCGACAGAUGAAUCAAAUAAUUUUAAGUUAGACUCUGAAGCGGAAAAUCUUACAAGUCAAAUUAAUUCUCAAACGGAAAUAUUUGUCGGAAAAGUAUCGAAUCAAAGAUGCGGGCACACGGUUCAAGAAUCAAAAACAGACUGUAAUGAAAAUUGUCGAAAAAGAAGUCUAGGGACUUCCGAUUGUCCCGGAAAUGAUUCUAAAAGACAGAAACUCACAGAGGAAAAAACAAAUGUUAUAACACAAAGUUUAAGGGAUGUUCGGGUUUAA
Molecule: messenger RNA, 1773 nt
Organism: Pediculus humanus corporis (human body louse)
Lineage: Eukaryota; Metazoa; Arthropoda; Insecta; Psocodea; Pediculidae
Product: NAD-dependent deacetylase HST1, putative
Exons: 9
Coding region: 1-1773 (590 amino acids)
Molecular function (GO): NAD+ binding
Source: RefSeq, a predicted model, not a curated record